Molecule: messenger RNA, 1573 nt
Organism: Pneumocystis carinii B80
Lineage: Eukaryota; Fungi; Ascomycota; Pneumocystomycetes; Pneumocystales; Pneumocystaceae
Exons: 6
Coding region: 46-1089 (347 amino acids)
Biological process (GO): ubiquinone biosynthetic process
Cellular component (GO): extrinsic component of mitochondrial inner membrane
Molecular function (GO): kinase activity
Source: RefSeq, a predicted model, not a curated record
GAAUGGACACGAAGUUUUUAUUCAUAUUCUAGAUAUGAAAGAAAUAUGAAAAAUGUUUUUUUUUCUUUAAAUAAUGAACAUUUUUUAAGAAAAUAUUCAGAAAAAAGUGAAAAAAAAAAUGAAAAUGGCGAAUCUUUAGAAUAUGAAAAUACUAAAAAAUUACCAUCUAUGGAAGAAUCUAAGAUUCCUACAGGUCAAAUAGAAAGAUUGUAUCAUUUUGGAAGUCUAUUUGUUGGUUUAGGAAUUGGUGCAUUACAAGAAGGUUUUCAGCGUCUUUAUAACAAGAGUGAAAAUACUUCAUUUAUUAUGAAUAAAUCUAAUAUUAAUCGAUUGGUUGCUAAACUAUCUAAGAUGCGUGGUGCUGCAUUGAAAGUUGGCCAAAUAAUUAGUUUCCAAGACAUUGAAAUGCUCCCUACAGCAUUGCAUGAGAUUUUGAUAAAAUUGCAAAAUCAUGCAAAUUGCAUGCCAAUGGAUCAAAUGGAAGAAGUUAUGACAAAAGAAUUUACUAAAGAUUGGAGAAAUCUUUUUUCCGAAUUUAAUGAAACACCUAUAGCAGCAGCAUCUAUUGGUCAAGUACAUUCAGCAAUUUUAAAAUUAUCUUCUCUUCCAGUUGUUGUUAAAAUCCAAUAUCCUGGAAUUAAAGAAUCAAUAGAUUCUGACUUGAACAAUUUAGAAAUCUUACUUAUUGCAUCAGGAUUUUUUCCAAAAGGUUUAUUUCUUGAUAAAAUUAUUGAUUCUGCUAGAAAAGAAUUGAUUUUAGAAUGUGAUUAUAGAAGAGAAGCAAACUCUAUGAAACAUUUUCAAGAACUUUUUAAAAAUAAUGAAACAUUUAUUAUUCCAAAAGUAAUACCAGAAAUUACUAGUGAACAUGUUUUAACAAUGGAAUAUUUACCAGGAAAAAGUUUAGCUGAAGUAAAUGAAGUUGAUCAAAAAACAAAAAAUUGGCUUGGAACAUCAUUGUUCAAAUUAUGUCUUCAAGAAAUUAUUGAAUUCAAAUAUAUGCAAACUGAUCCAAAUUGGAGCAACUUUUUGUUUGAUGAAAACUCUAGAAAGGAAUUUUUAAUAUAUAUUCAUUGGAAAUAUUUUUAACAUUAAAUAGAUUGGAUUACUUGAUUUUGGUGCUUCUCGCUCGUUUAAUAUAGACUUUAUCAAUAAUUAUAUUUCAAUACUCAAAGCAGCUGCAGAACGUGAUAGAGAUGCAUGUUAUGAUCUUUCUGUUAAAUUAGGAUAUCUUACAGGCGAAGAAUCCCAGGCGAUGUUAAAUGCACAUAUUAACUCUAUUUUAACGUUAGCUGAACCAUUUUGUUAUAAUGCACCUGAUAUUUAUGACUUCUCUAAACAAACAAUUACAGAAAGAAUAAAAAGAACUAUUCCAUUAAUGAUUCAACAAAGAUUAACACCACCUCCUCAAGAAACAUAUUCCUUACAUAGAAAAUUAAGCGGUCAAUUCCUUCUUUGUAGGAAACUUGGUGCUCAGAUAGAAUGCAAAAAAAUAUUUAGGGAAAUACUAAAAGAAAAUGGAUAUGCUUAAAUAUAAAGGUUUAUGUUAAAUUAAUAUUCAUGCAUAGUACCA